UACCCUGGAUGGUGAUCUGUUUGCCAUUAAACACCAUUUCAUUUCUCCCAAAAAUGUGCUAGUGAGAAAUCUUGGGUCAACCGCUUAAAUGUAGUUACCUCCCUUCGUUCCACAAUAAGCCCUCCCUUGCAGUGGGCGUGGUUGAAAACUUCGAAGGUAAGUACAUCAAGUCUUUCUUGAGUGUUGAUGUUGUUUCACAAAUCGACAUGAUAAUCAAAACUAAUAGUGACAUUGGUUUCAAGAUGGCUGCCAGUCGACGGCGGGCGAAAUCUUUAGACACGGGAGCGCAUCGACAUAUAUCUCCUGCUUUAAUACCAGCAGUUGCUUUUGCCGCUGUGCCAAAAACUGGCGUAGAACCACCUGAUAACCCUUGGGGUAUGCAACGUGAUAUAAAUAUGACAUUGACUGGUACCGGAACUUUACCUCGUUUAUUUGCUUCUCGUAGACCCAUGUCAGAUGAUGAUCUAUUCAGUGAUCCAGAAAGCAGUCUGUAUGACUAUCAACAAAUGGAUGAGGCAGGCUAUUCAACAGUUGAGUUUGGAACUUGGCCACGACGAGGUGGUCCAAGACCAAGGCCAUCUAACCAAUCACCAAAGUCUCAAAGAUCUUUUAAUCAACAAGCUGCUUCUACAGCUCCUGGAUUUUAUCAUAUCAUAGAACCAAAUAACAAUGAUAUCUAUGCAGUACCUGACAAACCUAAAUUUAGGAAAUCGCAAAUUAUUAGUUCAGAAAAUGAUUUUCAAGAUAAUAAUACAUCACUAAAGACUACAUUAGGUGUAAUGGAUGCCAUGGAAGCCGUACAGAAUUUACCCCAAGAAGAAACAGUCAUACAAGAAUCAUCUAGAAAAAACAGAGGUUCUGGAAGAAAAUCAAAAGGAAAGAAAGCUGACCUUGGUUAUGCUGAAAUUGGAGACUUACUAGCUGAUGAUUUGAUCAGGUCAGAUCAGAUAAAUAAAAACAGAGGAAAGCAAAUGAUAGAAGUUGUUGAACCAGAGAUGGCAUCCCAAGUUAAUGCUUCAAAUGUUCAUCAUCAUCCAAAGAUACAAAAUAGAAAUAAUAACACAAAUUUUCCAUUUGCAAACCAAGAAGCCCCUAUGCCAAGCGAUGCCAAUACUUUGAGAGCUAGAUCAGGCCAUCGUUCAGACAGAAGCACUACGCAUCAUUCAAGACAUGAUAAAGAAACUGUAUUGAUAAAAGAUAAGACAUUGCAUAUUAGUAUGGAGAAUGAAAGACUACAACAAGAAAAUAUUGAGAUGCAGAAAGAGUUGGGUACUUUACGUGAUGUAGCUACAGCCAUUAGUGAAGGAGAUCUCGAAAGAGCAGCUUCACUAGGAUUUCAACAAAAAGUAGAUGAAUUAAAGGAAGAAAAUGAACAUCUGAAAUCAUCAGUACAUCGUGUUAAUCAGGAACUAAGUCAAUAUCAAGCACAUUAUAGACCAUUAACAGAAAAACAGAAAAUGAAGUUACAAGGGUUGCCAUCAAAUGGACCGGUACCAUCUUGGUUGAUCAGUAAGAAGUAUUUAGCACCAUUAUUUUUAGCAUAUGAUGAUGAGUUAAAUGCCAAAGAUGAACAUAUUCAUAAAUAUCAGAUGGAGUUAGAUAUUUUAAAACAAAGAGCAGUUGAAAUAGCCAAAGAAAAUAAAAACUUAAGAAUUCAAGGUGGUUAUGGUAAUGAAAUAGGUCCAAUUGAUUCCACGGAAUGGCAGCAACUUCAAGAACAAGCACGUCUUGUUUUAGAAGAAAACCAGAUUUUAAUGGAACAAAUAGAAGUUUUACAAAGUAAAUCUAAAGAUAUGUAUAAUGCUCAUUUAAAUGAAGUCACUAGGCUGACCAAAAAGUUGACUUCAACAGAAGCCGAUAAAAUUGAGUCAGAAAGAAAUAUGGAGGAGUUGAAAAUAAAGCUACGCGAAGCCAAACAUAAAAAUGAUAUUUUAAUGAUGUCAGCAGAAACACAAGUCUCUGUACAAGACCAUGUGACUACUAUAGCAAAUCUCAAACGUUCGAUAAAUGAAGAUAAAGAAAUCCAUGAAAGAGAAUCAGAAUCAUUGACAAACAAAUUAAAGGCAUCAGAAGCAGAACAGAAAUGUUUAGCUCGACAGGUAGCAGAUGUAACAGCUGAAAAUCGUCAACUUCAUGCACAGGUUAAGAUGUUGGAAAGAACAUAUAGCAAAGCCCAACAAAAAUUAGCAGUUUUCCAUAAAGCAGUUGAACAAUCUGAAAAUAAAGAAAUGAUAACACAAGAACAAUUAGCCAAUUUAAUUAAAGUUGCAGAAUUAACAGCUUUAGAAAGAGAUACUUAUGCCAAAGCUGCUAAAGAACAAGAAAAAGAAAGUAAACAAACAUUAAAUAAAAUGUUAGAAAGAUCUGUUACUGUAGGUAAAUUAGAAGAAAGAUUAAAGCUAUACAAAAUGAAAGCUGCUUCAAAACUAUCAACAGUUGCUGAAAGGUUGAAAGAACAAGAUGAAUCAUUUCAAAGACAGCGUCAGGAAUAUGAACGAGAAAUUAAAUAUCUACGCCUUGUUAUUAGCGAAAAAGAACAAUUGUUGGGUUCAGUGAUUAAUGAAAAAAAAUCUGUAGAAGAUGAUUUAGAAAAUAUGUGGCAAGCAGCAAAUUCAGAAAAUAUGCGUUUAAAAGACACAAUUAGAAAAACACGCAAACCGGGACAAAUUGAUGAUAUUGAAGAUGAUGAAUUGUUAACACUCCCAGCUGAUAAAGAUAAUCGUCUUGAUGAAUAAAUCGGGUUAUCUUUCUUAGGCUCCUAUCAGUCUCCGAACCAUAGAGUAUUCUAUUUUUCCGUCCAUUGAAUCAUAGAGAAUUCCAUUAGUCAAUUGCAUAUUUACAUUAUUUAAAUUAUUUAUGAAUCCAUAAUAUUAUCAAUUACAAUAUGAAUUAGAUAUUAGAUAGAGUAAUUCUUUCCAUUAUAAUACCUCAUUCAUUUAUUUAAAGGUAUUGUCCUCCCACUGCUAAAGACCCCAAUGCGCAAGCGAAUUAUUGAAAUAAAAUUAAACCAUAUGUUAGUCCCGAAAUGACCUAGUUUGUGUCGAGUGGACGUUAAACCCCAUUUCUCUUUCUCUCUUAAAGGUAUUGUAUACACAUUUAAAAGAUUAAUAGUGUAGAAAAUUUGAUAUCUUUAAUUUGGUUACAAGGAAUACACUAUAGUUAUAACAUAUUUCCAAAGAAAUUAUAGACGUGGAAUUGGUACAUAUAAAUCUUAUCGCUGUGUAAUAAGAUAUUUGCAGUAGUAAGUGGAAUUGUAAAAUAAUUUAGGUACCAGUACAUUAAAGUUUAUCAUUUUAUAAGUCCAUAUGGAAAUGUGGUCAUAUAUGUAAUCAUCCUCGGUAUCUCCAGUGGUCUCAUUCCAUUCUACUUCACUAUACCCUGGGUUUUAUCCAUAUAGUAUUCACAUAUUCAGAUUAUCUGCCCUUGAUCAUAGCCAUAUUGUUUACGUUCACAACAAUGUGGCUGCUUGUUCGCUCGAUUAUGGCAAAGUUUGCUAUUAAUUUAAUAUAAAAGUGACAUAUAGAUGGGAAAGAUGUUUUUUUGCCGGUCAAGCAUAUCUUGUUAUUUGUCGAUAAAAGUAGCACAAUCAUCAAGAGCAGAUAAUUUGAAUGGGACCACAUGGAAUUCCGAGGAUGAUAUGUGAUGUGACUAUUUGUAGAUACUAUUAUUUUAUCAGUUUAACUGGCUAAUUAACAUGCAAUGUGCGUGUGUUUUUAAGGAGGAUAUGAUGUUUGUUAAUGAUUUUUAAGUCUGUAUCCAGAAACCAGUCACAAAGCUGAUUUACACUUUUAGACGUGUAUGUUCUUAUUAUUAGCCCUGGUAUUGCUUAGGGCUUUAAUGUUUUUAUAAACCCCAAUUUGUUACAUUUUAUUAAUGUGGACAUAUAUUAUUGUCAUCUGUGUCGAUCAAUCUAUCCAACUUUUAUCGUGAAUGUGCGAUAUUCAACAGUUUUUGUCAGAUUUUUAUACGCCUAUAUUUUCAUGUGGACGUAUAUUGUCGUCGCCCCUGUCCGUCCGUCUGUCUAUCUGUUCGUCCACAAUUUGUGGACACUCUCUACAGGUCACAAUUUUUGUUUGAUUUUGACGAAACUUAAAAUAUAGGCCUAUCUCCCAAAGAUCUCAGUUCCUUUCGAUAUUGGCAUAUAUCAGACCAUAACUUCAUGGAAUAUAUAUCACUGUUACACCAUAAUGAUGGUUGAAUUCGAAUUUCGUGGUAAACCGACCAAAACUGCUGGACAAAAUGGCAAUCCCUCGUACGCAUAUAUCACAAAGAACUUGGUUCCAUUCGAUAAUCUCGUAUAUCCGAACAGAACAUCCUGGAUUUUGGACCCGGCUGUAUUCAUUUUUAAAUAAACAUUUUAAAUAUAUCACCGUUACACAUCAAUGAGGAUUGAGUUGAAAUGUCUUAAAGAUCUGACCCAAACUGCCGGACAAAAUGGCUGCUCGGACAAUCAUGAUUUGAGCUUCUGGACCCUCUAGAAGUCACAAUUUUUAUCAGAUUUUAUAUCCCAAAUAUCUCAGUUCAUUUCGAUACUCACACAUUUUAGAUCAUAACUACCUGGAUUAUGGCCCCUGAUUGUACGGAAAUUCGCUUUUAUUUUUAGCUUGUUCUCUAUCCAUCUCUUGCAAAAUGUGGGCAUAUCCUGUCUGGUUUAAAAUUUGAAGGGAUUGAUGAUAAGAAAGAACCCUAUUGAAAUUAAAAGUUCUCGAUGGUAUUGUUCAUGAAGGUAUAGCCUACAAUUUUGACAUUUAACACAUAUGGAUGUAACACAAGACAAUGUUCUCAAUGGAAUGUUUUAAAAAAAAUUGUGGUAUUGUUCAUUGUGGCAAAAGAAUGAAACCUAUUGAAUUUCAACAAUUUUUCAUAGUAAUUUUCAAAUAGCUUGGAUGAGUUAGUUUCUUGUUCACAUUUUGAUGUUAAAGCUUGUGAACACAACAUAGAAUAAAGUUUGCAAUGGUUUUGUCAAAGCUAAGUGUUAUUAAUACGGGAAUGAACAGGAGGCCUUCUGAAAUUCAGAAUAAUUUGACUGUAUAUUUCGUAGUUAAUUCUGCCUGUCCACUUUCAAAUUUUUGGAUCGUAAUUUUAUAACAUGUUAACAGAAUUAAUUUUCCAUUCACGUUUUCACUUUGAAAGGUUAGAAAAGUACAGGCUCUUCUAGGAGUCUAUAAUAGUAUUUUUAAAAUUUUCUCUGUGGGAUUUAUUGACAAUAAUUUUUUGAUUUGGCAUGGCAACUUUGCUCGUGGGCUUUAUUUUGUUAAUAGAAGUACAGUUAAUGUCAGAUUAUCUAACCAUAAGCCAAAUGUUGUUUUUUUUUUAAAUAUUGAAGAUGUACUGAAGGGAAAAAAAGUCAUUUGUAAAAUAUCAGCAAUUAGUAUCCAUUUCACAUUAUGUAUUAUCUUGUAUUAUCUUUAUGCCUAUUGGUUAACAUUAUACCUUUUAAAAAAACAAAACAUACUCCGUAGCUUGAUAUAAGCAUGUCCUAACUGUGAUAAAUAAAUUUAUUUUAUUAUGA
Molecule: messenger RNA, 5512 nt
Organism: Patella vulgata (common limpet)
Lineage: Eukaryota; Metazoa; Mollusca; Gastropoda; Patellidae
Product: centrosomal protein of 89 kDa
Exons: 22
Coding region: 207-2735 (842 amino acids)
Biological process (GO): cilium assembly; mitochondrion organization; chemical synaptic transmission
Cellular component (GO): ciliary transition fiber; centriole
Source: RefSeq, a predicted model, not a curated record